AUGCAGAUCAAGACCGUCCUCGCCGUCUUCAUGGCCACCCUCGUGUCCGCCGCAGCCGUCCCCGAAGGCACCGUGGCGCUUCAGGCUCGCUACCCUGCCAACAACAAGAAAGCCGGCAAGGUCAACGCCGCCGCCAACAACGGCACCGCCGCCGGCGGUAACGUAAACGGCACGGCAGACUUUGGAAAGUGCAAGCCGACCAUGAGCUUCAAGACGGGCCGGCCGGGUCGCAAGGCCACCGAGGGAACCUUCCUGCCCGACGAUGAGCUCGUCGCCAAGGGCCAGCAGGACGCUCUCAACCCCAACAUCAUCACCAACCGCAUCUGCGACCAGCUCACAAACGUCUGCAGCGCCAACGCCGCCGCCAAGACCCAGUGCGCCGCCGCCAAGGCUAUGGUGUCCUCGCUGGGCACCAAGGACUCGAGCACGGCCGACGCCUUUAACAAGGCCCUCGGCUUCUAG
Messenger RNA from Pyricularia grisea, 462 nucleotides. RefSeq lists its product as uncharacterized. The transcript has 2 exons. The coding region runs from base 1 to 462 and encodes 153 amino acids. NCBI's taxonomy places the organism in Eukaryota, Fungi, Ascomycota, Sordariomycetes, Magnaporthales, Pyriculariaceae. The record is from RefSeq and is a predicted model, not a curated record.